AUGGUACUUAUCCAAGCCAGGGAAAAAUUUGCUUGCAGCAAUCCAUCAACAGAAUCAACCUGCACAACUGAGUCCAACAUGUAUAAAUCCUGCAGAAAAGAAAAGCUCACUUUCCGCCUUCUUCAUCAUGACAACUUCACUACCAUUGUCAAAGUUGCCAAAUGGGGACAGGCCAUAUACAUAAACAUUCAAAAAUUUGUGCAGUUUCAGUUAACUGUCAAUGUUGUUGCUCUAAUUGCUAACUUCGUUUCUGCAAGCAUCACUGGAGCUGCUCCAUUAACGGCUUUCCAGUUGCUUUGGGUUAACUUGAUUAUGGACACCCUUGGUGCAUUGGCCUUGACUACGGAACCUCCUAAUGACGGACUUAUGGAUCGACAGCCAGUUGGAAGGAAAGUAAGUUUUAUUACCAAACCAAUGUGGAGGAAUAUCUUUGGUCAGAAUUUCUAUCAACUAAUUGUCCUUGGAGUUCUAAAUUUUGAGGGGAAGAGGCUAUUGGAACUAAGUGGCCCAGAUUCAACUGCAGUACUCAACACUUUGAUAUUCAACUCCUUUGUACUUUGCCAGGUGUUCAAUGAGAUAAACAGCAGAGAAAUUGAAAAGAUAAACAUAUUCAAAAGCAUGUUUGACAACUGGAUAUUUCUAAGUGUUAUUCUCGCCACAGCGGUAUUUCAAGUAAUCAUAGUUGAGUUCCUUGGAACAUUUGCCAGCACAGUUCCUCUAACCUGGCAAUUCAGGUUACUCAGUGUGUUAUUGGGUGUAUUUAGCAUGCCUCUAGCUGUUAUACUCAAAUGCAUACCAGUUGAAAACCUAAAACAUCAAGCAAACCUUAACAAACCCUGCAUUCACAUCAUGAGCAACAUCAUGUAA
Molecule: messenger RNA, 867 nt
Organism: Lathyrus oleraceus (garden pea)
Lineage: Eukaryota; Viridiplantae; Streptophyta; Magnoliopsida; Fabales; Fabaceae
Product: putative calcium-transporting ATPase 11, plasma membrane-type
Exons: 2
Coding region: 1-867 (288 amino acids)
Cellular component (GO): intracellular membrane-bounded organelle; plasma membrane
Molecular function (GO): P-type calcium transporter activity
Source: RefSeq, a predicted model, not a curated record